This is a messenger RNA of Schistosoma haematobium, 636 nucleotides long. Its product is annotated as Tubulin epsilon chain. Lineage: Eukaryota; Metazoa; Platyhelminthes; Trematoda; Strigeidida; Schistosomatidae. The record is from RefSeq and is a predicted model, not a curated record. Gene Ontology annotation, biological process: microtubule cytoskeleton organization; mitotic cell cycle. Gene Ontology annotation, molecular function: structural constituent of cytoskeleton; GTP binding. The coding region runs from base 1 to 636 and encodes 211 amino acids. Gene Ontology annotation, cellular component: microtubule; cytoplasm. The transcript is spliced from 5 exons.
AUGCUAUUAAAUCUCACAAGCUCCUCUCGGUUUGAAGGUACUAUGAAUGUUGAUUUAAAUGAAAUCAGUAUGAACUUAGUUCCAUUUCCUCGCUUACAUUACCUGAUUGCUUCACAAAGCCCUUUAUCAACCAUCUCUGGCAUAUCAGCUCCUAGAAAGCUCGACCAAAUAUUUUCAGAUACAUUCACCAGAGAUUAUCAGUUAAUGUCUACUGAUCCUUGUAGACAUGUUUACCUAGCGGCUGCUCUACUUGUUCGUGGUGCAAUCAGUGCAUCAGAUCUCCGUCGAAAUAUUGACAAACUUCAAUCUCGCUUAAAUUUUGUUCCAUGGAACCGAGAAGGUUGGAAAGUUGGACAUUGUUUAGUUCCACCAGUGGAUCAUAAAUACUGUCUAUUAGCUCUAGCUAACAACACUUCUAUUCAUGAAUCAUUCAGUUUUAUUUUGGAACGAUUCUAUAAACUAUAUAGGAAAAAGGCACAUUUACAUCAUUAUACAACUGUCGACGGUUUUGAUACUAGUAUGUUUGAAUCAAGCACUAAUUCACUUCAGGAAUUAAUAACUCAAUAUACGGAUUUUGAAAAACAGUCUAAUGCACAAGCACUACCAAAUUUACCACAGUUAGAGAUUAUGGAUUGA